AUGGCGCCUUCAAGAGGAGGCUCGCCUCAUGCUGAUGUCGACGACUUAUGCGAAAUCUGCCAAACCAUCGACUUCAGCGCUGCCAGCCGCCUGAACUCCUCUGAAAUCAUCUUCGAGUCUGAGGAAGGAUGGCUCUUCCGAGACCAUGGCAACUGUCCGCUAUGCACAUUAUGCCACUGGGUCUGGGAUGCAACGAACACAAUCAAGCCUACGUUCUCCGUGACUCUCUGCGUCUGGUCUAUUCGCGCGGAACAUCCCCGCUUCUACAUGCAGCUGCUUUCAAGGCGGCGUGGUCACCAAGCCACAGAUGUCGGCCUGGCGUCGUGGCACAUGAACCUCUCCGUCGAUGAUGAGGAUGGCAUCGUUGUUGACCCCUACAUCAACUACACCUGGCUAUCUGAGAGACUGGAGGGCCUGCAGGACGACAUGGCUACGACGAGAUGCGAAACACUUACCAGAUCUCCGAGGGCCGCAACCAAGAUCAGGCUGCUAGACUGCUACAGUCUAGCCAUCGUGGAUGCUACGACAGAUGCCGAGUAUGUUGCGCUGAGCUACGUCAUUGGUCGUUCAUCGUCGCGACAACGCAGGCCAGAACACGCCACGGGGCGAGUGACGCUAGAGUAUGCACCUCGGACGAUUCGCGAUGCAAUCGAGUUCACCAAGAAUCUGGGAAAGCAGUACUUGUGGGUAGAUCGUUAUUGCAUCCAGUACAAUGAUACGAUAGAACUCCGAGGAGAGCUUGCGAAGAUGGCGAGCAUCUUCGCAAACGCUUGGGCCACAGUGGUCAGUCUUGGCUCCAACUGCAACGAGGCCAUACCUGGGGUAAGUCAUGAAAGGACUGUGCCGUUCUCGACCAGGACUCAACAUGGGACUCUGGGAUUGGAUCUGGGCUCGCUCGGUACUGUGAUUUCGCACACUACUUAUGCUACGCGUGGCUGGGUGCUACAAGAGUGCCUCCUCUCGAAAUGCCUCAUCUAUGCCACAGAUGGCGCAGCAGCAGUCAUGCACGCAAGUGGCGCCUUCUGCGAAUAUGUCGAAAGCUCACAACUGAUAGACUCCGGCUGGCUUGACGCGAGAUCCGGAUGGAUGAACGCAAACCGACCAAUCUCAUCGUCUGGAUCAGAGAUGACGAUCAGACAUUUCUUCAGACACAUCAAAGACUUUUGCUCUCGAAAUUUGACCAGAGAGAGCGAUGCCCUUGACGCAAUCAGAGGUUACCUCAACAUUCUGCCGUGGAAGUCGCUGUGGGGAAUUGUCUGUCUCGAUGUCGGCCCCGGGAAGGACCUCGCAGAUAGCAGUAACACAGCACUAGGCUUCUGUAUAGGUCUGCUUUGGACAAACUCCCACGUCAAGAUCUAUACCCAUGGUGGAUCAUUCGAUGAGAUGGAGUGGGCCCCUAGACCCGCGGAGAUGGUCACGAAGUCCAAUGCUUUCCCGUCUUGGUCCUGGGCUUCUUCGCGCUGGGGAACACUUUAUGAUCUGCUCCCUCGCACUGAGCAAGAAUUCACCGUGGAGAAUUUUGCCACGGCCGCCCAAAUCUGUGUCAUACGAGCGAAUGGCGAAGGUCUUCCGCUUAACGUCUUCUUGGACUCCCACAGCGGCGGCCAGUUGCUGUCGGAAGAGACUCGCUUGUUGGAGAUCAAAGCACCUACGAUUGAAUACACAGUCUCCGAAUCACCUAGCAGUAAGAGACGCAUAUCCCUGAACAGCAUGGAUUCGGCUGCCACCAAAGCAGUGGAGCUCAUACGAACGCAGAUCUUCCAAGACUACCAUACACUCCCGACACAACCACCCCACAAGCCACCAGAGAAGAAAUUCUCACUAGCGAUGGUGCUGGCAACCUCCGACAGCAAGACACUCGAUCGGCGGAGCAAGACGCUAUGGACAGUCGCGGUCGAAGAUAGAGAAGGACUGUGGUACCGCACAGGUCUGAUCGUGUUCGAUCUCAGCGUCAAGCCUGGGUAUGAGAACAAUCUGGCGGAUAGAUGGAACGAAGUCGAAAAAUUUGUAGCCGAUCUACCUAUGCAGACUUUCUUGCUGGGUUGA
This is a messenger RNA of Cyphellophora attinorum, 2046 nucleotides long. RefSeq lists its product as uncharacterized. The record is from RefSeq and is a predicted model, not a curated record. The coding region runs from base 1 to 2046 and encodes 681 amino acids. The transcript has a single exon. Lineage: Eukaryota; Fungi; Ascomycota; Eurotiomycetes; Chaetothyriales; Cyphellophoraceae.